Marmota flaviventris (yellow-bellied marmot) is the source of this 3195-nucleotide messenger RNA. RefSeq names its product BTB domain containing 1 (gene Btbd1). Gene Ontology annotation, cellular component: P-body; cytosol. The record is from RefSeq and is a predicted model, not a curated record. Gene Ontology annotation, molecular function: protein binding. Lineage: Eukaryota; Metazoa; Chordata; Mammalia; Rodentia; Sciuridae. Gene Ontology annotation, biological process: neurogenesis.
CGGUGCCGGCCUGGGGCGGCUACACGAUGGCGGUGCCGCUGCGGGAGCUGUCCGCGUAGCUGGGAGCUGCGCAGAGCAGGAUGGCUGCGAUGGGGCCGGCCGCAGCUGGAGACCAAGUCCCGGGCGCCGAGGCGGAGCCGGGCUCCUCGCCGCCGCCGCCGCCCCUGGGACCCCUGCUUCCUCUACAGCGGGAGCCGCUGUACAACUGGCAGGCUACCAAGGCGUCGCUGAAGGAGCGCUUCGCUUUCCUCUUCAACUCGGAGCUACUGAGCGAUGUGCGCUUCGUACUGGGCAAGGGCCGCAGCGCUGCCGCCGCUGGGGGCCCGCAGCGCAUCCCCGCACACCGUUUCGUGCUGGCAGCCGGCAGCGCAGUCUUCGACGCCAUGUUCAACGGCGGCAUGGCCACCACGUCGGCCGAGAUCGAGCUGCCGGACGUAGAGCCCGCCGCCUUCCUGGCGCUGCUGAGAUUCCUGUAUUCAGAUGAAGUUCAAAUUGGCCCAGAAACAGUUAUGACCACUCUUUAUACUGCUAAGAAAUAUGCAGUCCCAGCCUUGGAAGCACAUUGUGUGGAAUUUCUCACCAAACAUCUUAGAGCAGAUAAUGCCUUUAUGUUACUUACUCAGGCUCGAUUAUUUGAUGAACCUCAGCUUGCUAGUCUUUGUCUGGACACUAUAGACAAAAGCACAGUGGAUGCUAUAAGUGCAGAAGGGUUUACUGAUAUUGAUAUAGACACACUCUGUGCUGUUCUAGAAAGAGACACGCUUAGUAUUCGAGAAAGUCGACUUUUUGGAGCUGUUGUACGCUGGGCAGAAGCAGAAUGUCAGAGACAACAAUUACCUGUUACUUUUGCAAAUAAACAGAAAGUUCUAGGAAAAGCACUUUCCUUAAUCCGGUUCCCACUGAUGACAAUUGAGGAGUUUGCAGCUGGUCCUGCUCAAUCUGGAAUUUUGUCAGAUCGUGAAGUGGUAAAUCUCUUUCUUCAUUUUACUGUCAAUCCUAAACCCCGAGUGGAAUACAUUGACCGACCACGGUGCUGCCUUAGAGGAAAGGAAUGCUGCAUCAAUAGAUUUCAGCAAGUAGAGAGCCGGUGGGGUUACAGCGGAACAAGUGAUCGAAUCAGGUUCACAGUUAAUAGAAGAAUCUCUAUAGUUGGAUUUGGCUUAUAUGGAUCUAUUCAUGGUCCCACGGAUUAUCAAGUGAAUAUACAGAUCAUUGAAUAUGAAAAAAAACAAACCCUCGGACAAAAUGAUACUGGAUUUAGUUGUGAUGGGACUGCUAACACAUUCAGGGUCAUGUUCAAAGAACCUAUAGAGAUCCUGCCCAACAUAUGCUACACAGCAUGUGCAACACUCAAAGGUCCAGAUUCACACUAUGGCACAAAAGGAUUGAAGAAAGUAGUCCAUGAGACACCGGCUGCCAGCAAGACUGUUUUUUUCUUUUUCAGUUCCCCUGGCAAUAAUAAUGGCACUUCAAUAGAAGAUGGACAAAUACCAGAAAUAAUAUUUUAUACAUAAUCUAGCAGUAUAAUACAUCUUGGCUAAAUAGUACCAUGCAAUCUAGUCUCAAAGUAGAAACACCUGACCACAAAACAAUGAGUUUGAGUGUCAUGAUUAUUUAUAAUUGUAAAAUAAGAAACAGUUUAGUUUCUUAGAGAAAUUAGAAAAAUGUUAAUCUAAAUCUCUGCAUGAUUUAAAGGCAGAUUUUCAAUUUUCUUAUCACCUUAGGGGAAAAGAUAACUGGGUUUAAUUGUGUUUAAAAAAAAAAAAACAGCUCAGCUAUUUCAGCUUCAUCUUGUAUAAUUUCAUAGAUCAGCUAACUUAUGGUCUUUCAAUAGUUUUGAAUUGAAAGAUUCUUGUUAUUUAUAACAGGUUUGGUUUUUUUCUGUUUUUAACUAUUUUGAAGGUUAAAGGAGAUGAGGUGGGUCAAUAUUCCUACAGAAUUCCUAUUAACUCAAGUAACUAAUUUCAUUCAAGUAACUAAUUUCAGAAAAUUAAGAAAACUGACUUUAUAUUUGGGGUUUUGAAAUAUCUGGUUGUUAGCAUUUGGAAUAAUGCUAAAAAUAAGGUCUAAUAAAUGCCCAGGAAAUUUUUCAAUGUAUUUACAGAAAAGGAUAUUUUGUAAUAGUAUAGUAAUGCAUUACAUAGUACAGUUUUACAACAAUAAAUGGGAGUUUGUAUAAAUUCACAAUAAUGUGAUAUAAACAAAGGAUCUAAAGGAAUACUCUUAAGACUGAAUUCUUUAUCACUAAACUGUACCACUGUACCUGUCUAUUUGUAUGGGGGGGGAUGCCGCUGAUAAUUCCCAAGAUUGAGAUGAUGAUGGUGAUGAUGAUCAGUUAAACAGACAUCAGUUCAACAUUGUGAUAAUCACAUUACAGUAAAAAAUGGAAUAAAAUAUGAACAUUUCUAACAACUACUUUGGAAUUAUAGAACUAUCCAACAGGAUUACUGCUUUCUGUCACAUACAUAAUUCUAUCCAAGAAGUAAAAUAUGUUUAAUAUUUGUGACUUCAUUAACUGGCAGCAUCUAUAUUAGAAGUGGAUAUGAAGUAUAUUUGGCAGAAUGACAUUUAUACACUUUUAUAUAAAGCAGAAUUUUAAAAUAAAAAUGAAACAACAUUUUUCCCCUGAAAGUGAUUAUCUUAUUAAAAACUUAAGUGUCAUUAAGCUUAAGGCAUACAUAUCAGAUAGUUGUGGAAGAUGAUUAAAAAUUAAAAUUCUUUUAAGUAUCAACUUAAAAAGAAUUUUUAAAAAAUAAUUAGGAUAUAAAAUUUUUCAUCAAAAGUAAUAUUUUAUUUUCAAGAAAGUCGUGAGGUGUGUUGGUUGUUGAGGCCUCUUGAAAUUACUGAAGAAAAGGGAAAUUUUUCUGUCUUUGAUACCAUGUUCUUAUGGAUGUAAACUUCACUUAACUGGAAUACCUAUGGGAUGUGUAGUUCUGGUUAACAAAAGAUGAACCGGGAAACAAUCUGUAGUAGUGAUUAUAGAAAGUACUUCUGCCUUAAAAAGUAUGAUAUGCCAGAGACAAGGUAGUGUUUUUGAUGUUUGAAGCAUUUCAUAUGCUUCAUGUGUUGUACUGAACUAUUGUAACUGAAUGUAGGCCUGCCUGGGCUGGUACAAAAAAUGGAACAGUUUACUGACACUGGGACAUCACCUGGAAUUUUUAAAAAAUAAAAAUGUUUAUUAACGUUUUACUAUUA